Molecule: messenger RNA, 1668 nt
Organism: Impatiens glandulifera
Lineage: Eukaryota; Viridiplantae; Streptophyta; Magnoliopsida; Ericales; Balsaminaceae
Product: trans-cinnamate 4-monooxygenase-like
Exons: 2
Coding region: 51-1562 (503 amino acids)
Biological process (GO): lignin metabolic process
Molecular function (GO): trans-cinnamate 4-monooxygenase activity; heme binding; iron ion binding
Source: RefSeq, a predicted model, not a curated record
AUCAACCAUUCAACUCUUAAUACAUUUUCCGACGCCGAUCAUCUUCUCCGAUGGAUCUUCUCUUUCUAGAGAAGGCCUUAUUAGGCCUCUUCAUCGCUAUCGUUCUAGCAAUCGGAAUCUCCAAACUCCGUGGAAAGAAAUUCAAGCUUCCACCCGGUCCAAUUCCGGUACCCAUAUUCGGUAACUGGCUCCAAGUCGGCGAUGACCUCAAUCAUCGCAACCUGACAGAAUUAGCAAAGAAAUUCGGAGAGAUGUUUCUCCUCCGAAUGGGACAGCGCAAUCUGGUCGUGGUCUCAUCACCCGACCUCGCCAAGGAGGUGUUACAUACACAAGGUGUUGAAUUCGGGUCACGAACUAGAAACGUGGUUUUCGAUAUUUUCACUGGGAAGGGACAGGACAUGGUGUUCACCGUCUACGGCGAGCAUUGGAGGAAGAUGAGGAGGAUUAUGACGGUACCCUUCUUCACGAACAAGGUGGUUCAGCAGUAUCGAUACGGGUGGGAGGAGGAAGCGGGUGCGGUGGUUGAGGAUGUGAUGAAGAACCCGGAAUCGGCGACGAAGGGGAUCGUGCUGAGGCGACGGUUGCAGAUGAUGAUGUAUAAUAAUAUGUAUAGGAUUAUGUUUGAUAGGAGAUUUGAAAGGGAGGAUGAUCCUUUGUUUGUGAAGUUGAAGGCUGUGAAUGGGGAAAGAAGUAGACUUGCUCAGAGCUUUGAGUAUAACUAUGGCGAUUUCAUUCCAAUCUUGAGGCCUUUUCUCAGAGGAUACUUGAAGAUCUGUAAGGAGGUUAAGGAUAAACGUUUACAGCUAUUCAAGGAUUACUUUGUCGAUCAAAGGAAGAGUUUACUGAAGAAUAAGACAAAUAGCAUGAAAUGCGCAAUAGAUCAUAUCUUGGAGGCUGAACAGAAGGGGGAGAUCAACGAAGAUAAUGUUCUUUACAUCGUUGAGAACAUUAACGUUGCAGCAAUUGAGACAACAUUGUGGUCGAUCGAAUGGGGGAUUGCAGAGCUAGUGAAUAACCAGGAAAUUCAAACCAAGUUAAGGGAAGAACUAGACACAGUCCUUGGCCGUGGGGUGCAGAUAACCGAGCCAGACACGUACAAGCUUCCAUAUCUCCAAGCUGUUAUCAAGGAAACGCUGCGUUUAAGAAUGGCAAUCCCACUACUGGUUCCACACAUGAACCUCCAUGAUGCAAAACUAUAUGGGUAUGACAUUCCGGCCGAGAGCAAGAUCUUGGUGAACGCAUGGUGGCUAGCUAACAACCCUGAGAACUGGAAGAACCCAUCGGAGUUCAGGCCGGAGAGAUUCCUGGAAGAGGAGGCUAAAGUUGAGGUAAAUGGUAAUGAUUUCAGGUUUUUGCCAUUUGGUGUUGGCCGGAGGAGUUGUCCGGGAUUAAUCUUGGCUAUGCCGAUUCUUGGGAUAACGAUUGGGAGGUUGGUUCAGAACUUUGAGAUGCUGCCGCCGCCGGGAGAGUCAAAGAUCGAUACGACCGAGAAAGGGGGGCAGUUUAGUCUGCAUAUUUUAAAGCAUUCCACCAUUGUUUUGAAGCCCAGAUCUAUAUCCUGAUCAUUUAAUCUCUUUUUAUAUUAUGUUUUAUAAUAAGAAUAUUGUUUUUGUUUGUUUUUAUAUAUAUAAUAUGUUUUAUAAUAAUAAUAUGUUUUUGUUUGUUUUA